Molecule: messenger RNA, 3906 nt
Organism: Gastrolobium bilobum
Lineage: Eukaryota; Viridiplantae; Streptophyta; Magnoliopsida; Fabales; Fabaceae
Product: LRR receptor-like serine/threonine-protein kinase RPK2
Exons: 2
Coding region: 220-3405 (1061 amino acids)
Biological process (GO): protein phosphorylation
Molecular function (GO): ATP binding; protein binding; protein kinase activity
Source: RefSeq, a predicted model, not a curated record
CGUUAUUUGCUGUCUUUGUCUUUCCCUUGUCUCUCUCUCAGUACACUCACCCCCGUUCAACCUCGCCGGAGCUUCAUUUUCCGGCUAAAACGUCACCGACGGCGAGAUCUGAGCGGCACCCAGAUUUUGGUACCAUGGUUAACCCACAAAGUUUGUGUCUUUGAGAAAACCCAAAGUCAUUUUCACACACGCUCUCUCUAUACUUUCUCUCUCUGAAACAUGGGUCUUGGUCUUCUUCCAUUGCUUCUCUUUCACCUUUUGGUGUUUUUCUUCACUACCCAUCACGCAAAUGCCCUCAAUGCUUCGUUUGCAAGCGACGCAUUGUCCCUUCUUAGUUUCAAACGCUUAGUCUCUUCGGACCCUUCGAACCUUCUCGCCGGAUGGACCAAUCGCUCUUCUUCUAGUCUCUGCCGCUGGCACGGCGUCGCUUGCGGCGGCGGAAGCCUCUCCGGCGGAGUAACCGCCCUGAACUUGACCGGUCUUCAAGGCGGUGAAUUGGCUCCUUCUGUCGGAGACUUGUCAGAGCUUCGUGUCCUGUCCAUUCCCGGCAACAUGUUUUCCGGCGAGAUUCCGGCGAGCUUAGGGAGGCUCCGGGUUCUCGAGGUUCUUGAGCUACAAGGGAACAACUUUUCUGGGAGAGUCCCUAGUCAGAUGAGUUAUCUUCAAUCUCUUAACCUUGUUAACCUCUCUGGCAAUGCUUUAUCUGGUUCCAUACCCCGUGAGUUUAUUGGCUCUGGGAAUGUAAAAAUCGUUGAUUUAUCGAAUAAUCAGUUUUCUGGUAAGAUUGUAGUGGAUGGUUUGGGUGGUUGUGAUUCCUUGAACCAUUUGAAGCUGUCCCACAACUUUCUGACUGGUGAGGUUCCACCACAGAUUGGGAAAUGUAGAAACUUGAGGACCCUUUUGGUUGAUGGGAAUAUCUUGGAAGGUAGAAUCCCUCCUGAGAUUGGUUAUGCUGUUGAACUUAGAGUUCUAGAUGUUUCUAGAAAUAGCUUGACUGGAAGGAUCCCCAAAGAGCUUGCCAAUUGUUUGAAAUUGUCUGUGCUUGUGCUGACUGAUUUGUUUGAUGAUCGCGGGGUUGAUGAGGGAAGCUUGGAGGAUAGCUUUAGAGGAGAGUUCAAUGCCUUUGUUGGGAAUAUUCCUCAUGAAGUAUUGUUGCUUUCGAGCUUGCAGGUUCUGUGGGCACCAAGAGCGAAUCUUGGCGGAAGGUUGCCUAGUGGCUGGACAGAUUCAUGCUCUCUGAGAGUACUAAAUUUGGCACAGAAUUAUGUUACUGGUGUCAUGCCUGAAAGUUUGGGGAGGUGUAGAAAUUUAACUUUCUUGGAUUUGAGUUCUAACAAUUUAGUGGGAUAUUUGCCUUCGCAGCAGCUUCAGGUUCCUUGUAUGAUGUACUUCAAUGUUAGUAGGAAUAAUAUAUCGGGCAUACUUCCAAGAUUUCGGAACGAAAGCUGUCCUGCGAGUAGCAUCUCUGCCCCUCCAGACCCUGCAUUCCUAGAAUUGGAAGGUAUUAAUGAUGCAUACUUCAAUUUUCCUGUUUGGAGGUUUCAGCAGAAUGCACUCGUUGGAUCAGGUUUUGAAGAAACUAAUGUUGUUAGGCAUGAUUUCAGUUGGAACAGUUUUGUGGGAUCCUUACCUUUGUUCUCUCUUGAAGGUAAUCUUUUUACUGCAGACCGCAAAGUCUCCUACAUGCUGUUUCUCAAUAAUAAUAUGUUCAAUGGAACUCUACCAUACCAACUGGUUUCAAACUGUAAUGACCUCAAAACAUUGUCAGUUAACUUGAGUGUGAACCAACUAUCCAGUGGGAAUUCCCAGGCAUUGUUUCUGGACUGUCUGCAGUUGACAGAUUUUGAAGCAGCAUACAACCAGAUUGGAGGGUCAAUUGGACCUGGUAUAGGUGACUACACGAUGCUUCGGCGUCUUGAUUUAAGUGGAAACAAACUAUCUGGAUCCCUGCCUGAUCAGUUGGGAAACCUGAAAAACAUAAAAUGGAUGCUUCUAGGUGGGAACAAUCUAACUGGGGAAAUUCCUUCCCGACUUGGUCAAUUGACUUCCCUUGCUGUCUUGAAUCUGUCUCACAAUACUCUAAUUGGAACAAUCCCUGCGAGUUUGUCGAAUGCCACAAGUCUUGAAAUUCUUUUGCUAAAUCACAACAACCUUUUUGGGGAAAUACCUUUAUCUAUUUCUGCUCUUUCCAAUCUUGUUCAAAUAGAUGUUUCUUUCAACAAUCUUUCUGGUCAUAUUCCUUAUCUUCAACACCCAAGUGAUUGUGAUUCCUAUAAAGGGAAUAAACAUCUGCACUCUUGCCCUGAUCCGUACUCUGACUCACCUGCUUCUCUUCCAGUCCCUCUUGAAGUCCAAAAUUUGCGUAGGCACAGAAAAUUAAGUACAUUAGUCAUUGUGGUGGUCACUUCUGCUUCUGUGGCUCUCUGCAUACUUUUGGGAUUAGUAUUGCUGAUCUUUUUUGGAAGGAGUAAAUUUGGUCGGCUUAGCAGUAUUAGAAGGCGACAGGUAGUGACUUUUCAAGAUGUUCCAAUAGAAUUGAGUUAUGACAGUGUGGUCACAGCUACCGGAAAUUUCAGCAUCCGGUAUCUAAUUGGCAGAGGUGGCUUUGGCUCAACUUACAAGGCAGAACUUUCUUCAGGUUUUCUUGUUGCCAUCAAGAGGUUGUCCAUAGGUAGAUUUCAAGGCAUUCAACAAUUUGAAACAGAAAUAAGGACAUUAGGGAGAAUUCAACACAAGAAUCUUGUGACUCUUAUUGGCUAUUAUGUAGGAAAGGCUGAAAUGUUCUUAAUUUACAACUACCUUUCUGGUGGGAACCUUGAAGCUUUCAUACAUGACAGGUCAGGGAAAAAUGUUCAGUGGCCAGUCAUUUACAAAAUUGCAAAAGACAUAGCAGAGGCCCUUGCUUUCCUUCAUUACUCUUGUGUUCCGCGCAUAGUUCACCGGGAUAUCAAGCCUAGCAACAUCUUACUUGAUGAAGAUCUUAAUGCCUACUUGUCAGAUUUCGGCUUGGCGCGGCUACUUGAGGUAUCUGAGACCCAUGCUACUACUGAUGUGGCAGGCACAUUUGGUUAUGUUGCACCUGAAUAUGCCACAACUUGCAGGGUUUCUGACAAAGCUGAUGUUUAUAGCUUUGGUGUAGUGUUAUUAGAAUUGAUGUCUGGAAAAAGGUCACUUGAUCCAUCAUUUUCUGAAUAUGGAAAUGGAUUCAAUAUUGUACCAUGGGCUGAGCUGCUAAUGACUGAAGGUCGUUGUUCUGAGCUAUUUUCAUCUGCUUUGUGGGAAACAGGCCCUCAGGAAAAGUUGUUGGGGCUUUUAAAGCUUGCAUUAACAUGCACAGUAGAGACUCUUUCUAUUCGACCUUCCAUGAAGCAGGUUCUGGAGAAAUUGAAACAAUUGAAAACUUGAAAACUUUGAGCAGAUCAUACUGAUCAGCAAUGGAAUGCUGCUUUUGUUUGCUUGAAACUAUUGACUCAGAUAACUUGCAAGAAAAGGUUACAGGUCCAGCAGCUGCGAAGCUUCUCAUGAACAAUUGUUUCUUGCCACUAGGAAAUAAGGAAUCUGAUAUCAUAAUGGCAAAACACAUGAGCUGUUACUACAAAGCCUGUGUUACCUCCUUUCACAUUUGUGCUAACAGUUUUCACACUAUCAGAAGAUGUGCAUUAACCGCUAGAUGCAUGUUUGUGAAUACCAUUUCAUUUGCAUUGAAGGAUGGUCAUUAUGAUUUUUUUACAUUUUGGAGGGCUUUUUAGGUGACCGCUUGGGAACUCUGAAAAAUCCAAAAUUCUUUAAUGACGUAGUGACGAAGCAACUGUCAUCAUUCUUUAGAAAUGUUGAGUUUUAUAUCAGUCUCUGAGCAAGAGAAAUGCCAAAAGUGCAAUAUCGCCACUUUGUCAAAAUCUUCCCAAA